AUGAGUGACAUCGAGACCACUCCUAGCACCACCGCUACCAAUGCAAAUCCACCAUUCGAGCUGGACAUCGUGAUCAAUAACGUCGUCUGCUCGUUCAGCGUUCGCUGCCAUCUGAAGCUGCGGGAGAUUGCGUUGCACGGCUCCAACGUGGAGUACCGUCGGGAGAACGGGAUGGUGACCAUGCGCUUGCGUCGUCCCUAUACGACGGCCUCGAUCUGGUCGUCCGGCCGCAUCACCUGCACGGGCGCCAUCUCGGAGGCGCAGGCCAAGGUGGCGGCGCGUCGCUAUGCUCGCAGCUUGGCCAAGCUGGGAUUCCCGGUGCGCUUUCAGCAUUUUCGCAUCGUCAACGUGCUCGGCACGUGCAGCAUGCCCUGGCCGAUACGCAUCGUCAACUUCUCGGAGCGGCACCGCGAGAGCGCCUGCUAUGAGCCGGAGCUGCAUCCGGGCGUCACCUUCAAGAUGCAGGAGCCGAAGGCCACCCUCAAGAUAUUCUCGACGGGCAGCAUCACGGUGACGGCGGCCAGCGUGAGUGCCGUGGAGACGGCCGUACAGCGUCUGUAUCCGCUCGUCCACGAGUUCCGCACUCGACCCCUGAACGAGAUCCUGGACGAUGGCAAGAUGAAGCCGAAGUUGCCCAAUCUUCUCAAGCGUCCCAUGCCAUCCCAUGCCAUGGCCGGCAAUGCCAUCUCCAAGCUCAUGCCCACGCCCGUGGACAUGUCCAUGCCCAUGCCACUGUCGCUGCCCGUGGCCCCGCCCAUGCGCAUUCCCAUGCUGAACGUGAUGCCCGGACUGAAGCGCGAGCAGCCCACUCCGCCGCCGAAGAGUGCGCCCAGCGAGAACAUCUGUGGCAAUGCGCGUCGUCGCGCCGCCGAGUGCUGGGCCAGCAAGCUGCAGAAGAAGCGUCCGCGCUUCAACGACGCCGGCGCCAUGGCCAUCCUCAACGCCAACAACUUGGCCCGUCAAAACCAGCUGCUCCGCAAGGCACCCAACAAGCCGGACGUGAAGUCCACAGCCCUGGGCGGCGAAUUGGAAAGCAGCGCGACGGAUGAUGAAAAGAAGCAUUCCUAG
Messenger RNA from Drosophila navojoa, 1068 nucleotides. RefSeq lists its product as uncharacterized. NCBI's taxonomy places the organism in Eukaryota, Metazoa, Arthropoda, Insecta, Diptera, Drosophilidae. Gene Ontology annotation, molecular function: DNA binding. The record is from RefSeq and is a predicted model, not a curated record. Gene Ontology annotation, biological process: DNA-templated transcription initiation.